This is a messenger RNA of Periconia digitata, 1463 nucleotides long. The record is from the annotation of a GenBank genome assembly. NCBI's taxonomy places the organism in Eukaryota, Fungi, Ascomycota, Dothideomycetes, Pleosporales, Periconiaceae.
CCCGAGCCAAUCCCAUUCCCCUCGAACAAACCCAUACUUAUCAUUGCAAUUCACCAACUCUCCAAUACACUACAGCUUACGUUUCAUUCUACAACACUACAUCUCAUCCUCCACACCACCACUACUACUACUACAAUGGACAAAGCGAAGGCAGCCAUCACUGACUUUAUGGGCAAGGCGGGCCACCAUGAUACUACUGUCCACGAGACUGUCGCUCCUGCUGUCCAACAUGAAGUCGUCAAGCCUCAUGAACAUGAAGAGAUCUUGACUGCGGUCGACAAGGAGGUACACCAAGAUCACUAUCACCGCACUGUUCAGCCAGUCAAGGACCGUGAAGUGCUCCCGGAGCAGCACGAAGCCAGACUUGGAGGCGUGCAACACCGCGAAUUCGACCACCGCGACAUGGAAGCCACCAAGCGAAACUUGGCAACUGAGCAGGCUGGCUUCAAGGAUGAACGUGUCAUUGAGGAAACCACCAAAACGCAGACAGCGGCACCUACGAUUGGCGGCGAGCAUGUUCACCACCACAUUCACGAAACUAUUCAGCCUGUGGUCAACAAGGAGACUAUUCAGCCUCAUGUAACCCACACUACUGUUCCAAUUCAUGAAGUCCACCACAACGCUGCAACACACCAUAGCUCGACCGCGCUCCCAGCCAUGACCAUGGAGGAGUUCAAGAAGAAGGGUGGCGCGCUCACUGGCCGUGAAGAACGAUACGAUGCCUUUGAGGGUGAGCCCAAGAACAUUGGUGGAACUCUCGGUGAUAUGAUGCAUGGCAAGACUAGCAAACGUGAUUCUGCACACGCAGGUAUGAUGCACAAGGAGAGCAUGCAUGGUGACUUUGAUCCUAUUGAUGGCAAGGCCAACAAGGGGUAUGUUGGAGGAGCCACUGCUGCGGUCGGGGCUGGGUCAGCUGGAGCUGGCAACCGGGUUCACGAGUCUGGCACUAGGAGCAGUAGCAACAGCAGCGCUGAUGUCGAGACAUCUCGAACUCACUCCAAGCAAGAGCCUGGUCUGUUGAGCAAGCUCAACCCCCUUAAGGACGCUGAUGGUGAUGGAAAAAAGGGAAUAAUGAACUAAUUUGGCUAUGUAUGUCACCAUAAUAUUUGGAUUUGGGUAGUUUACGAGGUUACGAUUUUUUCGGCGCAGCGCCGCGAGUUCCCAUAGUAUAAUACAAUCAUCUGUUGUUUAGUUUGAUUCGUUCAGGCAAUGGUCCCAUGGUAUCUUUGCAGUCAGGGUAUGUAGACAACAAUUGCAUUCCGAUAUUUUGCAAAUGGACAACGAAGAACCAUGCAUUGAUUAUAAGUCUCUAACAGCAAUGGGAAGCCAGUCCACAAUCUCUUUAUCCGUGGUCUAUCGUCAUCAACUUUUGAAAUUGCAGAACUGCCCAGGAUAGGUAAGUACAAGUAAGCCUUGAGCGAAGUGAAAUCACCUCUUGCCAUGAAUUGCAAUCCGUCCAAUCC